AUGUAAUUUAUUCUCUUAAUUGUCUGUAUUGUUGCAUUUGUCGAUUGUAAAAUGAAAGUUCUGAGACCUCCUGAUUUAGUUGAUCAUUUAGGCUCAAAAGUUAACAUUGCAUUAGCUAAUUUUGGGUUUGAAAUUAUUUAUAUCUAAUUAGUUAAAUUCCAUUCGGACAUAGACUAAUGGGUUAUGUUGAUAUGGCUUAACCUAAUGAUGGAUGCAGUCCUCUUCAAUCAGCUACUGGAAGUCAAUUUAUAAUGAUAGAAAGGGGAAACUGUACUUUCGUCACUAAGGUAAGGAAUGCUUAGAAUGCUGGAUACUCAUUAGCUAUUAUUGGUAAUAAUAAUGAUGAGCCUUUAUAAUCUGAUUUUGUAAUGGCUGAUGACGGUCAAGGAUAUUCUGUAUUAAAUUAAAACAAUACAAUAGGUCAAUAUUCCAUCAAUAUUUAUUUCAUUAAGAGAUUUUAAUAUAAUGAAGGAAUAUGCUUCAAAUUAUAAAGUCCUUGAUAAUUCAGAUGAUAAGAUUUUUAUUUUAGUGAAAUUUGAUGUUGAAAAAAAGGAUCAAAUAGAUGUAAUAUUUAGUUUGGAUGUAAAUGAUAGAGAUUCAUAUAGAGUAGUUGAUGAAUACUCUUAAUAUUAUAAUCUUUUGUAAAAUGAGAAUAUUAAUUAUACAUUGGUUUAUUAAAUUUUCAAUUCUAAUAAUACAGAAUUAGAUUAUAUAAUUGAUGAAGAUAAUUGUAUUUGUUCAAGAAGAUAUUGUUCAAUUGAUCCAGAUGGAGAAGGUAUAGCAUCAGGAAGAAAUGUAGUUGAAGAAGCUAUUAGAUAAACAUGUAUAUUUAAACUUUUUCCAGAUAAAUAUUUUCAAUAUAUGGUAAAGAUGAUAUAUUUAUAUUUAGAAUUAAUUUAAUUUUUAAUGUACUAAAGCUCAAGCUUAUUCUACUUGUGGAAGUAAAAUAAUAACCAAUUUACAAUUGUCAGCAAAUGAAAUUACUAAAUGUAGAGAUGAGUCUUUUAAAGAUCCUUUAAAUGAUUAAACAACUAAGAAUCUAUCAAAUGCUUAUAAUGCUAUUUUGGAACAUUAAUUAAUAGUAAGAGAAUAGGCUGGUAUGGUGGGAUUACCAUCAGUGGUUGUAAAUUCUAUAGUUUAUAAAGGAUAAUUAACAGGCAAAGGAGUUUUUGGUGAAAUAUGCAAUAGUAAUACUUUUUAUUUUAUAUAAUAGGUUUUAUUAUUCCUCCUUUGGUUUGUAAAUCUGAAGUAGAAAAUUUUUAUUAAUUUGAACAUCAAAGUUAACAUUAUUUAUUUUUGGUGAUACUUUUAGUUUCUAUACUAAUAGCAAUUUUUAUUAUAGUUCUAUUCUUUUUGUUCAAAAAGUUUGUACAAAGAGAUAGUGUUGAAGUUACUUAAGUUUAAGUUAAUGAAAUGGUUAGUCAAUAUAUUAAAUUUUAUGAAGGAAAAGAUUAAUAAAAAUAAAAUUCUUUUUGA
This is a messenger RNA of Paramecium pentaurelia, 1476 nucleotides long. The record is from the annotation of a GenBank genome assembly. Lineage: Eukaryota; Ciliophora; Oligohymenophorea; Peniculida; Parameciidae.